Molecule: messenger RNA, 2112 nt
Organism: Xiphias gladius (swordfish)
Lineage: Eukaryota; Metazoa; Chordata; Actinopteri; Istiophoriformes; Xiphiidae
Gene: matn4
Product: matrilin 4
Exons: 16
Coding region: 1-2112 (703 amino acids)
Molecular function (GO): calcium ion binding
Source: RefSeq, a predicted model, not a curated record
AUGAGACAGCUCAGAGCGCUGUGUGGAUUCAUUCUGCUGACCCUGGCCGUCUUCGCCGCCGCCAGGCCAAAAGCAGGUCCUGAGCAGAAAUGUAAGUCUGGUCCAGUGGACCUGGUCUUCCUCAUCGACAGCUCCCGCAGCGUUAGGCCAUAUGAGUUUGAGACCAUGAGGAAGUUCAUGAUUGACAUCCUCGACACCCUGGAUAUUGGACUCAACACCACCAGGGUGGGAGUGGUUCAGUACUCCAGCCAGGUCCGCAGCGAGUUCUCUCUGAAGACGCACAGCAAGCUGGACACCAUGGUGAAAGGCAUCAACCAGAUCAUCCCCCUCGCUCAAGGCACCAUGACUGGGCUCGCCAUCAGAUAUGUGAUGAAUGUAGCCUUCACCGCAGAAGAGGGAGACAGGCCAAAGGUCCCCAACGUGGCCGUGAUCGUGACAGACGGACGCCCCCAGGACCGUGUGGCGGAGGUGGCGGCUGAGGCCAGAGAGAAAGGCAUCGAGAUCUACGCCGUGGGGGUGGCCAGGGCCGAUAUGACAUCACUGAGAGCCAUGGCGUCCCCGCCCUUCGAAGACCACGUCUUCCUGGUGGAGUCAUUCGAUCUAAUUCACCAGUUUGGACUGCAGUUCCAGGACAAGCUCUGCGGCGUGGACCUGUGCCUGGAGUCGGACCACGGCUGCGAGCACAUCUGCGAGAGCUCCCCGGGCUCCUACCACUGCCUCUGUCUGCCUGGAUACACCCUGAAUGACGACGGGAGAACGUGUGCAGCCAUAGAUCUGUGUGCUCAGGGGAAGCACGACUGUGAGCAAAUCUGCGUGAGCUCUCCUGGUUCCUUCGCCUGCGACUGCAACAAAGGCUACAAACUGAACGAGGACAAGAAGACCUGCUCAAUGAUCGACUACUGUUCGUUUGGGAACCACAGUUGUGAUCAUGAGUGUGUGAGUGUGCUCAAUGGCUAUCGCUGCCGCUGUAACGAGGGAUACAGGCUGCUGGACAACGGCAAGACCUGCAAGGCCAUUGACCUGUGCGCCGAGGGGAAACAUGACUGUGAUCAAAUCUGCGUCAGCGCGCCGGGCGUCUUCACCUGCGACUGCAACCAAGGAUACACACUCAAUGAGGACAAGAAGACCUGCACGCCCAUUGACCUGUGCGCCGAGGGGAAACACGACUGCGAGCAGAUCUGCGUCAGCGCGCCGGGCGUCUUCACCUGCGACUGCAACAAGGGAUUCAAACUCAACAAAGACAAGAAGACCUGCACAAACAUGGACCUGUGUAACACGGUGGAGCAUGGCUGUGAGCACCAGUGUGUGAGCACUCCGGGAUCCUACUACUGCGUCUGUCCAGAGGGACAGCUGCUGCAGGAGGACGGCAAGAGCUGCGGCACCUGCAAGUCUGCCAACAUCGACCUGGUGCUUCUGAUUGACGGCUCCAAGAGCGUCCGCCCUCAAAACUUCGAGCUGGUCAAAAAGUUCGUCAACCAGGUGGUGGACUCUCUGGACGUGUCCGCUCAUGGUACCAGAGUGGGUCUGGUCCAGUACUCCAGCCGGGUCAGGACCGAGUUCCCCCUCAACAUGUACCACUCUGCCGAUGAGAUCAAAGCUGCAGUCAUGAAGGUCGAAUACAUGGAGAAAGGAACCAUGACAGGUCUGGCCCUAAAGCACAUGCUGGAGAACAGUUUCUCAGAGGCGGAGGGCGCUCGUCCCUCCAGCCGCAACAUCCCCCGGAUCGGACUGGUCUUCACAGACGGACGCUCCCAGGACGACAUCACUGAGUACGCCAAGAAGGCCAAGGAAGCCGGUAUCACCAUGUACGCCGUGGGCGUUGGAAAAGCUGUCGAAGACGAGCUUCGCGAGAUCGCCUCUGAGCCCGUGGAGAAACAUUUCUAUUACACCACCGACUUCACCGCCAUCAGCACCAUCGCUGAGAACCUCAAACUCAAUGUCUGCCCAGAGGAGAGUCAGGGGGAGAUCGAGGUGAAGGACCCAUGUGCCUGUGAGAGUCUGGUGGAGUUCCAGCAGGCCACCAUGAGCAGCCUGGAGCAGCUCACACAGAAACUGACUGGGAUGACUGCUCGUCUGGAGCAGCUGGAGAACCAGCUUCUCUCCAGGAAGUGA